Messenger RNA from Zea mays, 1342 nucleotides. NCBI's taxonomy places the organism in Eukaryota, Viridiplantae, Streptophyta, Magnoliopsida, Poales, Poaceae. The record is from RefSeq.
AGUGCUGGACGGCGUAGUGCACGGCCAGCGCGUCGUCCAGGUCCAGCCCCUCGCCCAUCACCAUCAGCUUGACGAGCUCGAUGUCGGCGGCGUCCAGCGCGCGCCGCAUGCGCCGGAUCCGGUGCUCGCGGUCGGCCGCCGACGACGCCGCGUUGAUGGGGAGGUAGUGGUGGGUGAGGAACGGCGAGCGCGGCCCGGCGCCGCCCGCGGCGGCGGCGCCGCCGGGGGACUUGGCGCGGAUCUCCUCGAUCUUGGCGACCACGUCGAUGGGGAGGUGCUUGGCGAGGAGGUCGGCGGAGAGGCCCGAGCGCGCCACCAGGUGGGAGCAGGCGGCCCAGAGCUCCUGCAUCUCGAACUUGCGCGACGCCAUCAGCACCUUCAUCACGUCGUCCACGGACGCCUCCUUCACCAUGGCCUCCAGCUGCUUCUGGACGAGGAGCGCGAGCUGCUCGACGCCGAAGGAGCGCGCAGCGGCGAGGGUGUCGAGGGCGAGGUCGACGGCGGCGCCGCAGCGGGUGUGCCAGCAGCCCCUGGCGCCGCAGCCCGGGAGCGGGCCGCUCUUGGGAGCGGCGACGGAGGCCUGGCCGCUGUAGAGGAACUGGAGCACCAGCACCAGCACCUCGUAGCGGAUGGAGCUGACGGGGAUGACGAGGUCCGGCGCGCGCCCGCCGGCGGUGGGUGGGGGCGGCUGGUGGCUCGGGUCCAGGCCGCAGAAGAGCUUGCGGAAGAAGAGGCUGCGCGCGGCCAGCACGCAGCGGUGCGCGUGCACCAGCCGGCCCUCCACGCUGAAGGCCACGUCGCUGAAGGCCUGCCCGUUGAUGAGCAGGUUCAGGUAGUCCAGCGACAGCGACUUGAGCGAGUCCUCCGAGCUCAUGAUCUCAUGUGCUUGUGCGGCCUGGAACUGGAACUGGAACUGGACGGCCCCCCGGUCGGUCCGGUCGGCGCGCGCGGCCUUUGUUUCCUGGGGCCGGACUCCGCCGCCGGAGCAGCGCUAGAGGCCGGGAGGGAUCGAUAAAGGCCGGCCGCGCUUGCGCGCGCGGAGCGGAUUUUUGGAGGGAUUGGGAUUGGGAGGGGGGGAAAGCGGAUGGAUGGAAAGAAAUUAAAGCGAGAAAGAAAGGCAGCACAGCACGCACGCACGCACGCACAGCGGCCGGGCGACGACGCAACUGUGUCUGUGUUUGUGUGGAGGGGAGAGGAAGACGAUGGAAAAGGCAGACAGGCUGGUAGCUAGGGUGAAGUGAAGAAGGCAAGGCGCUGUGAAAGGGACGGCCGGAGACGGAGAUGGAUCGAGCCAGCAGACGAGAGGCGUGCUGCUAGCUAUAGCUAGCCGGCCUGCUAGCUC